AUGCGCUGCGUUUUCCCCACGGCGCGCCGCUCGCGCGCGAGAUGGUUUAGAAGCGGGCGUGCGAUGGUGAUGCCUGACAACGGGGACGGGCUGAGGACUGCGAUGGAGAGAUCUGAGAGAAGCAAACGGUAUCCCUUGGCUCUUGUGGCAUCACUCAGUCCUCAUCCUCUCCCUCCCCCCUCCCUCUGCUGUGGAAUGGUGCCCAUCUGUUUGUCCAACUGUACCUACUUCCACGAGCACAGCGCUCCGCCUGUCUACUCUUUUCCUCUCGUGCCUCUACCUUUCCAGCAAUCUGCUGCUCUCCAACGACUCUCACCCCUUAGCCUGAGUUGCUCCUCCUACAACCUUCCCUUCUCUCAUCUCUCCCACCAACGCCCUGUACCGCCGCUCAUCAUCCCCCUUACACCAGGACUCGGUAGUGGAGUGGCACUGGUAUACAGCAGUGCCGCCAGCUCCUACACUGCACCCCGGCUUCUCUCCUGCUCCUCCGCUACCCCUCCAUUUUCCACAACGGCCUUCCAGCAGGCCAUGCCUCUCGGGUGCCUAAUGUGCAUCGGAGCUGCCAGUGUGUUUGUGACCUUAUGCCUGCCUGCCUCGAUUGCUGUCCUCUUUGUAUUAUCUCUUCCCCUCCCCUCCAUCCCUUUCACUCACACCCAGCUAAUGUGCCUCGGUCGCUCCUGCCCCACUGGUGCUGACAGUGUCUUGGUGGGCAUGUGGCAUGACCUGCCAGAGACGCCGAGGCAGGAAGAGCAGCUGAGGCGAGCCAAGGUGGCAGCAGAGGCGGCAAGCGACGCCAAGAGCAUCGUUUUGAGGAAUAUGAGGCACGAGAUUUGCACCCCGAUGCAUGCUCCUAACAGUCCAAGAUGGACAGCGGAGGCGAGGCAAGGCACCUGUAUUUUCUCAGAACAGUCCAAGAUCGACAGCCAGCGCCCUUCUGCCCUGCCACGCGCAUCAAGGACGUUUGGCUCUGCUCUCUCUCUCAAGCGGUCCAUGUAUUUGCAACCAGAAACGUACAGACAUGCACAGGAGGAUAAGGCACCUGGAACAUGCAUCAAAGAAGGACCUUCGGGCCGAGCCAUCCGGGGCUGCUGGGUUGCUGGGCUGCUGGGAUGCUGGGAGGCCAAUUCAACUGGGAUGCUUCGGCAAAUUAUUCCGCAUCGUGUGUCCAACGUGAUCGAGUUCACUCACACGGUGGUGACCCACCAGCUGCUGCACUGCACCCCGCAUGUACUCCUCCUGCUCCUCCACUACUCCUCAAUCCUCCAAACCGGCCCUCCAGCACGCCAGGGCUUUCAG
Molecule: messenger RNA, 1296 nt
Organism: Closterium sp. Naga37s-1
Lineage: Eukaryota; Viridiplantae; Streptophyta; Zygnematophyceae; Desmidiales; Closteriaceae
Source: the annotation of a GenBank genome assembly